This is a messenger RNA of Corticium candelabrum, 456 nucleotides long. RefSeq lists its product as uncharacterized. The transcript has 2 exons. The record is from RefSeq and is a predicted model, not a curated record. NCBI's taxonomy places the organism in Eukaryota, Metazoa, Porifera, Homoscleromorpha, Homosclerophorida, Plakinidae. Gene Ontology annotation, biological process: DNA integration. Gene Ontology annotation, molecular function: nucleic acid binding. Bases 1 to 456 code for a protein of 151 amino acids.
AUGGCCAAGGGGACCGUGGCUCGAACUUCAGUUGUGCAUAAUCUUUAUUCAAAAUGGUUGGAAAUUCGCUCAACCGCGCAGUUACGGGUAUUGGAUGUUAUUCCCUUCCCGGAGGAUCUAUUUGUCAGAUGCGGUUUGCCGGUUUCCAUCACUACAGAUAAUGGACCCCAAUUCAGAUCUCACGAGUUCAAGCAAUGGUUGAAGAGUCGCGGCAUUCGACACGUUACCACUCCCCUGUAUCAUGCACAGGGUAAUGCGGGUGUGGAGAGGUUUAACAAGGUAAUUAAGCAAGACUUAAAGGCACAGCUGGCAGGCGAGAAAUCUGUGGUCGACGCACUGAGGUGUAUACUAUUUCAUUACAGAACAACAGCUCACUUGGUCACAGGAAAAUCUCCAGCGGAGCUGAUGAUGGGAGUUACGUUACUACAACCGUUGUCGCAGCUACUACAGCCAUAA